This is a messenger RNA of Leptidea sinapis, 1832 nucleotides long. RefSeq names its product synaptic vesicular amine transporter-like. NCBI's taxonomy places the organism in Eukaryota, Metazoa, Arthropoda, Insecta, Lepidoptera, Pieridae. Gene Ontology annotation, biological process: aminergic neurotransmitter loading into synaptic vesicle. The transcript is spliced from 8 exons. Gene Ontology annotation, molecular function: serotonin:sodium:chloride symporter activity. The coding region runs from base 1 to 975 and encodes 324 amino acids. The record is from RefSeq and is a predicted model, not a curated record. Gene Ontology annotation, cellular component: terminal bouton; synaptic vesicle membrane.
AUGUCGAGUGAAGAGCACACCACGGGCGUGCUAGUGGGGUACGCAUUCGGCGGCGUCGCAUACCGGCUGUGGAGCGCCGCAGCUCCCUUCCAGAUUAUCUGCGGGGCCUUCCUGUUCAACCUUGCUGUCCAGUGCAUAUUCCUAAAAAGAGAAGCUUAUAUUGAGACGCAGGACGAGCCGCGCUCGACGGGCGCAGACGACACGGACUGGGGCAGCAGCGCACGUGCCGUGGCAGCGGGUGCGGGCGCCGUGUUACUCACGACGGCGGUGCCAGCCGCGCUGGAGCCCUGCCUGCCGCUGUGGAGCCUGCACAGGUUCAACACGCAGCGUUGGGAAAUGGGAACAAUAUUUCUGCCAGACAGCUUGGGGUACUUCCUGGUAACGAGCGGGUUCCCGCUGGUGAAGUGCCCUGCGGCGCUGAGCGUGGAGUGGGUGGCCCUGGCGGGGACAGUGGCCGUGGGCGUAGGAGCCGCUCUUCUGCCGUCCGCGGGGUCGCUGGGCGCGCUAGCCGUGUGUCAGUUGGUGAUCGGUAGCGGCAUCGGCGCGGUGGACGCUGCCCUCGUGCCAGCGCUGCUCGCGACCGACGAGUGUCGCGCCGUACCGCGCCGCGCCGCACUGCUGCAAGCAGCGUCCAGCGCCGCACUGGCCGCAGGUCCAGUGGUGGGCGGCGCAGGUUCCUGGCUGGUAGGGUUCCCCCGCACCGUGCGCCUCAUGGCCGCCGCCACACUACUGUACGCCGCAUUACUGUACGUACACCUGGUGAAGAACCCGCUCUCGGAACAGUGGGGAGCCCGCCGUGUCGACCCCGAGGUGACGGAGCUCACUCACCUGGCUGCACCGUCUGCGGCGUCGGUAGGCACACGCGCCGCACAACCCUCUACCUACCGCGCCGACCGACAGCCGAUGUCCAACACGCCGACCGGGCCCGAGAGCUGUCAGCGUUGCGCUGUCAAUGUCACUGGGCUGAAUCACUAACGGUCGUUCCCAAUAUUCAGUCUAUCUCCAGUUGUGGCCUACUUGAGAUAUAAAUCGUAACUAUCGUUGUCUUUUCUGUCCCAAUAAACUUAUCGACGGUAAUACUAUACCAGUGGGAGGCUGCUUUGCACAGGAUGCCGGCUAGAUUAUGGGUAUUUCUGCCGUGAAGCAGUAAUAUGUAAGCAUUACUGUGUGUCGGUCUGAAGGGCGCCGUAGCUAGUGAAAUUAGUGGGCAAAUGAGACUUAACAUCUUAUGUCUCAAGGUGACUGCAUUGUAGUGGACAGGGCGUAUCAAUUACCAUUAGCUGAACAUUUUGCUCGUCUUGUCCCUUAUUUUCAGAAAAAAAAAGAUGUCACCUUAUCCGUACACGUUGUCUGUCAACGGGAGUACGUAUAGCUUACCAGCGAUAGAAGUUUGUAUGGAAAUCGCAAGACACGCGUCCCAAUAUAAGGCGAUAAGAAUGACAUAAUCAGGUAUAUUGGGACAGCUUCAGAUUACUGACAGUAGAAGGUAGUAAUUUAUCUCUAUCUGUAGAUAGUAUAUUGGGAACGGCCGUAAAUAGACGAGCUUUAUAGCCGAGUGUUUAGCCACCCUGCCUACUAAGCUUGAGGUCCCGGGUUCGAAUCCCGGUAGGUGCAAACAUUUAUGUGAUGAAUAUGGAUGUUUGUUUCCGAGUCAUGGAUGUUUAUAUAUAUUUAUGUAUGUUUAAGUAAGUAUAUCGUAUUAAAUAUAUCGUUGUCUUGCAACCUAACCUUGCCAAAUUUUGGGCAAGAUAAGUUGUGUCAAAGUGUGUUAAUAUUAUUAUUAUAAAUACUAAUGUUAAAUUCAUAUAAAUAUUUGUUUAAAUAGUGCUCAA